AGAUUCUGGAAUGGACAUUUUGAAGGGUAUGCCAUUUAUCCAAAAUCGAAGCGCCUUCCUCCAGUCGAAAACAAAUGAUGGUCGAACGGAUGUGGGAGAUGGAGGAGAUAAAUACUAUCCUGGAACGUCUCGUGGGGAACCGUCUUCUAGUGGAUUAAGUGGACUACGAAUGCCUGGAAAUGUAACACCGCCUAUCGGUGCGGUAGCCGAAGAUCCUCUUGCUGGCGCUUUAUUGGGACUAGCUGACGUUACGACAAAGCUUGCAAUCGCCCAUCCAUGUAUGGUACUACGCCGACAAUGUCAAGUGCAUCAGAACGCUCGAUCUUUACAUUUGACUCCGUUUACACUUGUGCCUGUCGUUUGCAAUAUGGUAUCAAACGAAGGCGUUUUAACUUUUUGGAAAGGAUCGAUAGGAUCGUGUGUGCUUUGGGGUCUUUCAAAUGUUACAGAAAUUGUACUCGCCGACUUGCUUGGCUUACCAAGGCACAUCGUAGCGAAUGGAAGCAGCGAAAAAUAUUGGAAGCAUAUUAUCCUGAAAGCCGUCACUGCUUUCACUAUGACACCUUUCUACAUUUCGACUUUCACUGAAACAGUGCGGAGUGAGGCAGGGUUAGGUGGUGAAGGACCAAACGUUACGGAUAUAUUGCUGAAAGGUAUCGAUAGACUGAGGUACCCAAUAUUCGGCUCUAGAGACGCCUCUCGUAGAUUUUCGGUCUUACAUUUGGCUAUGCCAACUGUGGCUUACAGAACUACGCACUACAUAAUUCAGAAUAAACUAUAUAAUCAGUUCUUUAGAAUGGCAAGGAAGUAUGUGAAUAAGAAACCUGAGUCGGAGAGAACAAAGUUUCAUCAGUAUGUUCCACAAAUUUUUGCUCAAAUGUCAUCUACUAUUCUGACUGAUUUAAUUUUAUUUCCUAUCGAAACAGUUAUGCAUAGAAUGUACAUCCAAGGUACGCGAACGCUGAUUGACAAUCUUGAUACGGGACUUUCUGCAAUUUCCAUCACCGUAAAAUAUGAGGGCUUUGUUGACUGUUUCCGAUCGAUUCUUCGUCAUGAAGGAUUUUGGGCUCUUUACAGCGGCGUAGGCGCUUUGGCUCUAGAAUAUAUGUUGCAUUCAUUGCUUCACCAAGCUGUAAGAGCAUGCUUUGAUAGAGGCUCAGAGGUUCUUCGUAGAGCUACGGAAAGCAGUGCGAAUGUAACACCAGUACCAUCUGCUUACGGAGGACCACUCUCAGGACCGUUAUCUGGACCAUUCGCACAACCGGUUUCACCACCUGUCAUUAGUCCAAGGAAGCAGCGUUCAUCGUACACGCCUCCUCUUCGUGAUCCUACGCAAUUUCCCACGUUUGGUGAAUCUGUGUCACAACUCGAGCCAGCAUACGUUGCCGCACCAACACCGCCAUUUCCGUUCCAGUCCGGACGACCGAAUGUUUUCGGUAGUCCACCGAGGACCAUGGAUCAUCUUUCAUCAUCGUCAAGCUUUCUACCUCCGCUUUCACUUGCUACGGACAGGCCUGAUGAUCCUUUUAGCGGUUAGAUUGUCCUUACUAGUCAGUAGUUACAUAAGUCGCAUAGAAUCUAUAGGGAUUCCCAUCUGUAAUCUCUGCUUUGCUGCAGAUUGUGAUGUGAUAGUAGACAUUAGUAAUUUUCUGUUUUUCUUUGCCAUAUUUGAACAUAGUACUGGUAGUUCGCAUUUAUUCGAGCAACUCAAAGCUCAAGUAGGCGUCGUUAUUCUUUUCACGACCUUCUAGAUGAAAACUGCGGAAAUCGUUUAUAUGACAUUUCAGUACCACGUAUCACACAGAUAGGCCUGAUUCCGAGCAAUAGUUUCGUAUAAUCUGUACAAGAACACUAUUUUCGUGGAGGAAAACUUUGAGGUUGCCCACUUGGAGAGUUCGACAGGAUGAUCAAGGCGCUUCUUGUGAUAUUCUCUUAUUUUCGUGAGCGCAUAUUAGGUCUGGCUGAUUAAUUUUAGAUGGCCGCGAUUGAUUGGAACUUCAUCUGUAUUAUGAGUAAGAAUAAAGAUUUCAUGUUUAUUC
Messenger RNA from Cylicocyclus nassatus, 2039 nucleotides. NCBI's taxonomy places the organism in Eukaryota, Metazoa, Nematoda, Chromadorea, Rhabditida, Strongylidae. The record is from the annotation of a GenBank genome assembly.